Molecule: messenger RNA, 571 nt
Organism: Archocentrus centrarchus (flier cichlid)
Lineage: Eukaryota; Metazoa; Chordata; Actinopteri; Cichliformes; Cichlidae
Product: placenta-specific gene 8 protein
Exons: 4
Coding region: 85-399 (104 amino acids)
Source: RefSeq, a predicted model, not a curated record
AAGCUGCUUCCUUCAUCUCUUGUCCGCAAUCCUUUUCCAUUAGCAUUUUUCACCAACCACCUGAUAGACGUAUUUAAAUUGAUCAUGGCUGUGGUCAACCAACCAGGCGCAUAUCAACCUUCUGAGUUCCAGACGAGCGUGUUUGAUUGCUGCGAUGACAUUGGAACAUGCUGCUAUGGUUAUUGGUGCUACUGUUGCCUCGGCUGUUCCAUUGCCAGUGACAUGAACGAGUGCUGCCUGUGUGGUCUGGGCAUGCCCAUCCGCAGUGUCUACAGGACCAAAUACAACAUCAAGGGGUCCAUGUGUAAGGAUUAUUUGGUGAGCAUGUUCUGCCCGCUCUGCAGCACCUGCCAGCUGAAGAGAGACAUCGACCGCCGCAAGCAGCAAGGCAUUUUCUGAAAGGGUAACGGUCUUCUCCGGGCUCUAAAAAAUGUUUUAGUUUUUAAAAUAAUGGCAUUGAUAAUCUGAUGGAACUUCAUGCCUUCCAGACACUGUCAGGAUAACAGAGACGUCACAGUUCUGAAAAAAAAACAUCAGACCAUCCCCUUCCAGUAAAAUUGUUUAAACAGUA